ACCACUGUCUACACUAAAAAUAGACGAGUGACAGAGGCUCAAACUAUCUCUCUCUGAGCUGACAGAAGCAUUCGGUGCUCUAGCCUUCGACAAGCAGCAACAAGCAUCUUCAGUCUUUUAGAGCAGUUAUUCUAAACAAUGUGUGAUAUCUGCUGUCGUGUGGCCCACAGAUAACCAUUUGACACCAGUAUUGGGUGGGUCGAAACCCAUGAAGGUCAUUGGCUGCUGGGCCAAAGUGUUCCGUCAUGGUGCGUAACAUGGACGACCUGGACUUCUGCCUCUCAUCUCAUCCACAGAGCAUCUUGGAGGGCCUGCACUCUCUCUGCUCUCAACCCAAGUUUGUGGAUGUCACUCUAAGCGCCGGUGGGCGGGACUUCCCCUGCCACCGGGGGAUCUUGGCCCUGUGCAGCCUCUACUUCCGCUCCAUGUUCUCUGGGGACUUUAUGGAGAGCAUCGCUGCCCGCGUGGAGCUCCACGAUGUGGACCCAGACGUGCUCGCCACACUGCUCCACUUUGCUUACACGGGGAGACUCACCAUCAACCAAGGGAAUGUGGAGGAGCUGAUACGCACCUCCAGCCGGCUCCAGUUCCAUGCGGUCCGUGCCGCGUGCAGCCGGUACCUCCAGCACCAGAUAGACGCCAGCAACUGCCUGGGCAUCCAGGAGUUUGGGGAGAUCCAUGGCUGUCCCGAGGUAGUGGCCAAAGCCAGGGCCUACCUGCUGGAGAACUUCGAGGCGGUGCAGCAGCACGAGGAGUUCCUGCUCCUGGAGAAGGACCAGCUGGUGGCCUGCCUGAAGGAUGAGCGGCUGCAGGCGCGGAACGACCGUGCCUGGGCCGAGGCCGCUCUGAUGUGGGUCAGGCAUCACAGGGACAGCCGGAUCCGUCACCUUCCAGAGCUCCUGAGGCUGGCGAGACUCCCCCACCUGCCUGAGUCCUACCUCACAGGCAGCCUGCUGAAAGAUCCGCUGGUUCAGGACUCCCUGGACUGCAAACAACUGCUGGAGGAUGUCUGCAGAGAAAAAAUGAAUAUCAAACCGGGUGUGUCGGAGCAGGGUCUCUUCCGAAACACGCCCCACAACCUGCAGGAAGUGUUGUUCGUGAUAGGUGGCCGUUCGCUGGACGAUUCCGAUGAUGAUGAUGAUGACGAAGAUGAGGAAGAUGGCGAAAGAGAUCCGAGGAUCCAUCCCAGGAACUGUGGCUUCUACAACACAAAGCUUCAGCGGUGGCAUCGGCUCCCUGAUUUCCCCAACUACAAUAAGUGGGGUUAUUCUGUCGUCUCCUUAAACAACGACGUGUAUGUGACAGGAGGUUCCAGAGGAUCCCAGUCCAACACCUGGUCGACCACAGAGACCUGGAAGUACAUCACUCGGGAGGGCCGGUGGGUUACGGUGGCCCCGAUGCUGCGGCCCAGGACGAACCACACAUCGGCAACCCUCAACGGAGAGAUUUACGUCAUUGGAGGCACUACGAUGGACAUUGUAGAGGUAGAGCACUAUGACCCCUACAUUGACAGCUGGGCCCUCACAGCGCCACCGCUGAAAUAUGUGUCAAACUUCACGGCCACCGCGUGCCUGGGGAAGCUCUACCUCAUAGGCUCGUGCGCGGUCAAAUACAACGCCCUGACACUACAGUGCUACAACCCGGUCAUAGAUAGCUGGAGUAUUGUCUGUUCUCCAUUUAUCCCCAAAUACCUGUCCUCACCUCGCUCUGUCUCUAUGGAUGGGGUCAUUUAUCUGAUAGCAGACAACACCAAAAAGGUGUACCUCUAUGACCCAGAUGCUAAUAUGUGGCAGAAAAUCCAGUUCCUCCACAUGCUGCAUGAGAAUGGGGCCCUGGUGGCCCUGGGAGGGCAGCUCUAUGUGACUGGAGGCCACUGGAAAGGAAUGGAGGGGGACUACAGCGUGGAGGUGGAGGUGUACAACCGAGCCUCCGACUCCUGGACGGUGGAGUGCUUCCUGCCCAGGCUGUGGUGCUACAGUGGCUGUUGCUCUGUCUUCGUGGACCCCUUGCGGUGUCCUGAGCUCUUCCCCGACGAGACGUAAUGGACUUGGAGAGGAAGGCAGGGCUCUGCUCCUGCACACGUCCUGCACUGUAUGCCAGCCAUCAAAGGGUUUCUGGCCGUGCCAUACCACCUCUACUUCAGAGAAAGUCUCCUCCAGUAACAUGAAGAGGACAGCUCCACGAAUUAAGUACUAAUGUAUCGUCAGUUGUCCUUUUUCCUGACUGCAUUUUCACAAAACUUGUUUAUAAGCUUUGUUUUAGAGUAAACAUUAUAAUAUUUCAAUUUUAGAAAGGUAAAAAAAAAUGCUAUUAUAACAAAAUACAUGUGUAAAAAAAAUACUGAUGUUAUUUUGGAGCAAAUUUCAACUUGUGUGUGUCGCUGUGUGUGUUUCUGCAUUGGUAUGAGUUUGGCCUAUUUGAUAUGGGCCUUUACAAGCACGGCAGAUGGUAAGAGGUUCAUGUGUAAAAAUGUCAAAAAUGACUCUGUUGUACCCUUUAAUCUCUCGCCAAUAAACAAAAAUCUUGUAACAAUU
Messenger RNA from Electrophorus electricus (electric eel), 2534 nucleotides. It is a transcript of the gene klhl30, whose product is annotated as kelch-like family member 30. Gene Ontology annotation, molecular function: protein binding. Lineage: Eukaryota; Metazoa; Chordata; Actinopteri; Gymnotiformes; Gymnotidae. The record is from RefSeq and is a predicted model, not a curated record.